Molecule: messenger RNA, 2630 nt
Organism: Ipomoea nil (Japanese morning glory)
Lineage: Eukaryota; Viridiplantae; Streptophyta; Magnoliopsida; Solanales; Convolvulaceae
Product: pentatricopeptide repeat-containing protein At3g53700, chloroplastic-like
Exons: 1
Coding region: 64-2349 (761 amino acids)
Molecular function (GO): protein binding
Source: RefSeq, a predicted model, not a curated record
AGCUAAGGUAAAUUUCUACCCCGACUUUGAUAUUGUAUGCUACAUGCUUGUUGAAUUGCUCCAAUGGGUGUCUCAUCAUGCUUAGCAAAUGUGUCCCCUUUCACUAUAUCCUUAAACGCUCCAAAGCUCUUUUCUUCUACAUCCUCACAACGCCGUGAACCGUUAGUCUCAAUCUUGGCCACAACUUCACCCUCUGCUGCUUCAGUUUCGCUCCUCAAAUCCAAGCACCUCCCGCCAGACUUCACUCAGAAGCAGCUUCAGCAUAGUCUUCGCCAGGGGAAAGAUGAAACCUCAGCUUUUAACCUCUUUACAUGGGCUUUAACGCAGCCUGAGUCUGAACCCAGACGGCAGAUUUGUGAAGAGACUCUUCGGAAGCUUGGGAAAGCGGGGUCUUUUGAUGCGAUGAGGCGAGUCUUGGAUAGUAUGAAAGAGUCCAAAGUUGAGAUUGGUGAAGCUACUUUCAUCAUCUUUAUUGAGAGUUAUGCCAAGUUUGAUCUUUAUGAUGAGGCUAUUGGGGUUCUUGAUGUGAUGGAACAGGAGUUUGAUGUGAAACCUGGAAUCUUUAGUUACAACAACUUGUUGAAUGUUCUUGUUGAUGGCAGAAAAUUCAAUAAAUUGGAGAUAGUUGAAGAUGUGGUUUCUAGGAUGUUGAGUGAGGGUUUAAAACCUGAUGUCCCAACUUUUAAUAUACUGAUAAAAGCACUCUGUAAAGCACAUCAAAUUAGGGCUGCAAUUUUGAUGAUGGAAGAUAUGCCUAGACACGGUUUAUCGCCUAAUGAGAAGACCUUUACAACGGUAAUGCGGGGUUAUAUUGAGGAGGGAGAUUUAGAGAAUGCUUUAAGAAUUAGGGACCAAAUGUUUGCAGCUAACUGCCCUCCAACCAAUAUAACAGUUAAUGUUUUGAUUCAUGGGUUCUGUAAAGAAGGUAGGAUUGAAGAAGCUUUAAAUUUUGCACAAGCGAUGUCUAGCCAGGGGUUCUGUCCUGACCGUAUUUCCUUCAACACUUUGAUAAAUGGUUUAUGCAAAGCUGGACAUGUUUGCCAUGCUCUAGAUGUCAUGCAUUUGAUGCUUGAAGAGGGUUUUGAUCCUAAUCUAAUUACCUAUAGCACUGUGAUAACUGGACUUUGUGAAGCGGGUAGAGUGAAGGAGGCGAUUGAGAUCCUCUCUCAGAUGAUUUCGAGGAACUGUUUACCCGAUAGAGUCACGUAUAACACUGUAAUCAGCACCUUGUGUAAAGAGAAUCAAGUGCAGGAAGCCAUUGAGCUUAGUUGUGAUCUUACAAGCGUGGGAAUCUUACCUGAUGUGUGUACUUUUACUUGUCUGAUAAAAGGCCUCUGCUUGAGUAGCAAUUUAGAUUGCGCGAUGGAAUUGUUCCAAGAGAUGAAGACUCUAGGGUAUCAACCAGAUGAGUUCACUUAUAAUAUCCUAAUUAACUACCUUUGUGCAAAUAGGAAAUUGAGUGAAGCUAUGACCCUUUUAAAGGAAAUGGAAUCAAGUGGCUGUGCAAAAAGUGUAAUAACAUAUAAUAUAUUGAUAGGUGGCUUUUGCAAGAACAACAGAAUUGAAGAAGCGGGUGAAAUUUUUUAUAAAAUGGUACUGCAGGGGAUCUCAAGGGACUUGGUGACUUAUAACACCCUCAUUGAUGGUCUUUGUAAGGCCAAGAGGGUGGAGAAGGCAGCUCAGCUUAUGGACCAGAUGAUAAUGGAAGGAUUCAAGCCUGAUAAAUUCACAUACAACUCCAUGCUUUCUCAUUACUGCAAAGCAGGUGAUGUAAAGAAGGCAACUGAUAUUAUUCAGACCAUGACUUCAAAUGGGUGUAAACCAGAUGUUGUUAAUUACCGUACCCUAAUUCAGGGGUUCUGUAAUUCUGGAAAAGUUGAGGUUGCAACUAGGCUGCUCAGAAGCAUCCAGAUGAAAGGGAUGGUUCAAACACCACAGUCAUAUACUCCUAUAAUCCAGGCACUCUUCGGACAGAAGAGAACGGAAGAAGCCAUGAGGCUUUUUAGGGAAAUGGAGGCAAAAGCUGGUCCUCCCGACUACAUAUCAUAUAAAAUUGUUUUCCGGGGCCUUUGCUCUGGUGGAGGACCCAUUGAUGAUGCUGUUAAUUUUGCAGUUGAGAUGAUGAAGAAAGGACAUGUACCUGAGUUCUCUUUAUUCUCAAUUUUGGCGGUAAGGCUUUUCUCUUUAGCCAGAGAGGAGGCUAUAGUUAAGUUCAGUGACAUGAUCAUGAAGGAAGCAGAGUUCUCAGACGAUGAGGAGGGCAGGAUCAAGGGUUUGCUUAAAAUCCGUAAAUUUAAUGAUGCAUUGGCCACUCUUGGCCGUGUCUUAAAUAGACGACAUUAUUGCUAGAGGAAUUACUGAAGGGAAGAAUAGGAGUUGUUGAUUAGCACUGUACUGAAGUGUUUUCUUCUUCAUGAGUGAACUUAUGAUAUGCAAAUGGAUGAGAAAUUUGUCAGCAGGGAGGGGAGAAGAGGCUCUGCUUGUAUAGUAUCUCCAGUUUUGAAGUGUCUCUUUACCUGAUAGAAAUUAGCAAUUCUUAAAGGAUUAGCUGCAAACUAAAAUCUUGUGCUUCUUCAAUCUGCAUUUGCUUUAUGCUUGUGAUAAGAAUGCAAAAGCCUGAUGAUUUGUAU